AUGGAGAAAAGGCAGCAUCAUAAGGAUAAAAAACUCAUAUCUAAUGUAUAAAAGGUAGAUUUUACAACUGAUAUCGAUGAUGAGAUCAUGGAUAACAUAUUCUUCUUUGAACCUGGCGAAAAACUCAUUCAAGGUCGCGAAGCUAUCCUGUCAAAUAAGAACAACAUAGAAAAAAGAGAGAAGGUCAACCCCUAAGCAUGCUUAACAAGCUAUCCUGCCAUUUAGGGUCAAAUUAUAGCUUAAUAUGGUAGAGCAGCCUCUCUAGGUAGUGGAGCAUUAUGCAAGGACGCUAAUAAUCAUGUCUUUCUGCUGACAGCAGCGCAUAACUUUGUACAGAUACAUGAAGCUCUGGACUAUAAGGUGAAUUACUCUGAGAAGAUUAUGUUUGAUCUGUGUAAAAGUGAAGCCCGUAACUAUCUAAAAAGAUUUAGAGUUAUGACAUACAUAGUGCACCCACUAUAUAUAAAUAAUCAUCACUUCUCACAGGGAUAUGACAUUGCAGUAGCCAGGCUAUGUAUGACUGAUUAGGAAUAGGCUGAGAUCCCAGUCAGUGAAGAUAGCUUUUGGACUAAUAUUGAGGAGAUCGAAUUGAAAAUUAAUGAUGAUUUGUGUGUUAUUGGCUAUCCAGGAGAGUAUAAUGGGUUAAUUUAUUAAAUGAAAGGCACAGUGGCUAAUAUAAUUGAAAAGGAGGGAUUAAAUAAAGUGCUUAUAUAUGAAGACAUCGAUACAACGAAGGGAUAAAGUGGGGGUUCUGUUUAUACGAUAAAGGAUGGGUUCUAUUUUAGAGUAGGAGUUCAUGCAGGAUGUGAUAAAACUUUAAAUGCUAAUGUGGCAACUGCUAUUACGCCUGAGAUUCAUAAAUGGAUUUAGAGUGCUGUUGGCUUGAUGUAUAAUUAAUGA
Molecule: messenger RNA, 900 nt
Organism: Stylonychia lemnae
Lineage: Eukaryota; Ciliophora; Spirotrichea; Sporadotrichida; Oxytrichidae
Source: the annotation of a GenBank genome assembly